AAACCUUUCCGUCGUCAUCUAAGACUGGCUUUGUGCGAAAGUUAUUAGACUCUGCUCAUCUCUACACUUUUUGGUCCAAACUCCAAACCCCUUCAUUAAAAUCUAAAACAACACAAAGAAUCGCAUUCACAAACACGCAAUCCAUUUGUUACACAUUCUAAUUCCUGAGCAUCUUUUUCAUCUUUCAGCAAAGCGAUUCGAUUAAGGAAAAAGUGAGAAACAAUUUACGAACAACCAAAAGAUGUGCUGUGGAGACGGCGAUUGUAGGCCACUGGGCUUCCUGCUUGGCUUGCCUUUUGCUUUCCUUUCUCUUCUCCUUUCCAUUAUCGGCGUAAUAAUCUGGAUUGUGGGAUUGACGCUUACUUGCAUAUGUCCUUGUUGUUUGUGCUUGACGGUGAUAGUGGAGCUUGCGUUGGAGCUUAUCAAAGCCCCAAUUCAUGUCAUGGAGUGGUUCACUUCUCAGAUUCCUUGUUGAUUGUUCAUAUUUAUCAAAAAGGAAAGUGGGAGAAGAAUUAUAGUGUGUGAUUAUCUUGUUUGUGUAAAAUUUGCAUUUGAUAUGAAUAUGAAGAUCUGUAUGUUCUUAGCUUCACUGAAAUAGCCUUCCAUUGAUUGUUUAUUUCAUCAAUAAUCAAUAUACAGAAUUGAAGUUCCCUUUUA
Benincasa hispida (wax gourd) is the source of this 657-nucleotide messenger RNA. RefSeq names its product signaling peptide TAXIMIN 1. NCBI's taxonomy places the organism in Eukaryota, Viridiplantae, Streptophyta, Magnoliopsida, Cucurbitales, Cucurbitaceae. The record is from RefSeq and is a predicted model, not a curated record.